Molecule: messenger RNA, 2004 nt
Organism: Phycomyces blakesleeanus NRRL 1555(-)
Lineage: Eukaryota; Fungi; Mucoromycota; Mucoromycetes; Mucorales; Phycomycetaceae
Exons: 4
Coding region: 5-1753 (582 amino acids)
Biological process (GO): mRNA splicing, via spliceosome
Cellular component (GO): catalytic step 2 spliceosome
Molecular function (GO): protein binding; mRNA binding
Source: RefSeq, a predicted model, not a curated record
AACGAUGGAUUUUGUUGACAAAUACGGGUCGAGUGAUGAAGAAGAUGUCGGGACUAAAGAUAAUCAGUCUACGGCUGUCAUCCAGACAAUGAAAAUCAAUUCAGCACCUGACACAGGCUUCCAUGAUGUCGAUCCCACAGCACUCUAUACAGCUCCCACAGCAACCGAGCUUACAGUCAAUGUGCCCUACAGCGACAUGAUCCGACCAACUCUCGGUCCAGACAAUCCAUUCUCAGACCGCAAACUCGCUACUCAGAACAUCCUCACAGGUCAUGUUCAGCAAGAAGCCAUCUCAGAAAUGGACUUUCGCACACAACAUCGUACUUUCGAGAGUUACGGUUAUGCACGCGAUCCUUCGCUAAGCAGCUCGAAUCUUGCUGGGCAGACCGGCCAGGGAAUCAUGGGCACAGGUUAUGUUGGCAAUCUGGCAGCAGCAGCAGAAUUAGGCGGCGUGACGAUCCUCGAUCGCUUACCAAAACAGUACCGACCCAACAAAGACUUACGUAAAAAGAGAGAAAAGAAAGGAGAUGCGGGUAUUCUGGAGGGUGAGAAUGCAUACAAGGGGCCAUGGGCAGGCUAUGAUGGUGAUGGUAUUGGAGAACCUAGUGGUCUAGAGUCUGAUCUACAGGAGGAAGUCCAGAUCGCCAUGAACCCAACCAAGGCAGCCAAUGCGGCCAAUGCGGCAGCCAAAAAACUGGCCGCUGCACAGGUCGUCGGUACCGAAACCACGACAUUCCAUGGUGAAGCCGAGCACGAUUAUCUUGGAAGAACAUAUAUGGCCGUACCCCAGGAUGUGGAUGUAAAUCUGUUGGGUGAGCCUGGAACUCAGGAUUGUUUUAUUCCAAAGCGCUGUAUUCACACAUGGGAGGGUCACGCCAAGGGUGUCUCGGCCAUUCGAUUUUUACCAAAGUCUGCGCAUCUCUUGUUGAGUGGAGGUAUGGAUAACAAAGUCAAGAUCUGGGAUGUUUAUCACGAUAGAAGACUUUUGCGUACCAUGUCUGGACACACCAAGGCUGUGCGUGAUAUUGCAUUUAGUAACGAUGGACGAAAAUUCUUGAGUUCGAGUUACGAUCGCUAUGUAAAGUUGUGGGAUACCGAGACUGGACAAUGUAUCCGUUCAUUCUCUACCGGAAAGGUUCCUUACUGCGUCACAUUCAAUCCCGAGGAGGAUAAACAGCACAUAUUCUUGGCAGGUUGUUCUGACAAGAAGAUUGUCCAGUUUGACAUAAACACGGGUGAGAUCACACAAGAGUACGACCAGCAUCUGGGUGCUGUCAAUAGUAUUACUUUUGUGGAUGAGAACCGUCGUUUCAUUACAACCUCAGACGACAAGACAAUGCGUGCAUGGGAGUUUGAUAUCCCAGUCGUGAUCAAGUACAUUGCCGAACCUGACAUGUAUUCCUUGCCAGCCGUUACCCUGUCACCAAACAAGAAAUGGCUUGCAUGUCAAUCUCUUGAUAACCAGAUUGUCGUUUACGGUGCUCGCGAUCGAUUUAGAAUCAACCGUAAGAAACGGUUCGCAGGUCAUUUGAUUGCAGGAUACGCAUGUAAACCCGGGUUCUCGGCAGAUGGUCGCUUUGUGAGCAGUGGUGACUCAAAUGGAAAUGUAUGGGUGUGGGACUGGAAGUCAUGCAAGAUUCUGAAGAAGUUCAAGGCUCACGACAAGGUCGUAAUGAACACAGAAUGGCACCCACAUGAGAGCUCAAAGAUGGCAACUUGUUCUUGGGAUGGAAAGAUCAAGUACUGGGAUUAAGUGCAUUUGCAUAUCAAGUCCUUUCUUUUUUUUAUUUAUAUAUAUUUUUUUCUUUAAAAAAAAGCAACCAACCAACCAACCAACCAAACCUACCUACUAUCAACCAACAAUUGUUCUUUACAGUAUCGCAUUCUCUCUUCUUUCUUUCUUUCUUCUUCUUUUAAAUAUAUAUUUAUUUAUUUGUUUAUAUAUAUAUAUAUUUCACAACCAACUCACAUUCAAUAGUAAUAUACACAUCUAUAUAUAUAUAU